AGACUGUACCUGAACAUUGGGUCCUGGAAGCCGGCGGUGCUAGGACGCCUUCGGGGUCGAACCGAGUGCCUGUGUGGCUUCCUGAGGUACAAUAACAAACCAGGCUGUAUAUUGGGUUGUGGGAGGAGAGAGAGGUAUGUCAGAAGCCUCGAAGAAGCAUCGAUUUUGGGAGAGGCACUUUCAUUUCGGGCGCGGCGGUCUCCUGAGGUUCAUAACACGUUCAGCUGUUCGUGUUGCUCUCCCUAUCCAGAUGCGGACAGCAGGCGUGAGGGGCUUCUUUGCGCUCCGUCAGCAAAAACUGGCGGAACUCCGCAAAGCUAUGGAGAAGGAACGCGCGAAACGUGAAGCCCUUAUGCACUGGUGCAGACGGCGACGUCCCCUCCGUAUCUGGAAGCCGUCUGACUUCAUCACGGACAGCCAUGAACGCUGGUCCGGCAGAGCCCAAGGCGAGGAUCACGGCGGUGCGGUGGGUGGCAGCCGCAGCGCGGUAGGGUGCAGCAGCAGCAGCGGCGGCGGGGGCGCUGCCGUGGCCGGCAUGUCGUGCGGCACUGAUGAGGGCCCCUCCCUGGGGGACGGCGCUUUCAAUGAGGCUGACAGCCACCGCUCCUUCCUGGACGCCCUCAAUGAGUGGAGGAAGGCCAACCGGGGGGACACAACCGCGGAUGGCAGAAUCGAAGCCGCUGCCUCCGCUGCGGUUGUCACGUCCUCCGGCAGCGGUGCCGGUAGCAGUGGCCCGCUGCGGCCCCGUAACAGCGCCCCGCCUCAGUCCUCGUCCUUAGAGGUGCAGACGGAGGCACGGCCGGCGUCACGGCCGUCCUCUGCCAAGCCGCUGUCGUACUUUGACAAACUGGUCAUCAACGCGUCAUCCCGGGUUGCAGGGCACCUGGCGGCUGGAGGUGAGGCAUCUGCCGGGCUCAGGCCCACUUCCGCCGGGCCUACCACGACCACUGCCGCCGCAACCCACAAGGCGUCGCUCGCUGCGGAGGCCUCCACCUUAAGGUCAUCCUCCACUACGAUCACCACAGCUGCCGCUGCCACAGCCGGUGCUUCGCCCGGCCUCAGAACCGACGGGAGCGGCAGCAAGAGCGGUGCCGCCGACCUGCUGAGCAUCCUUGACCGGCUUGAGGCAUUGGAGCGGGAGCGGCAGGCGGCCAGUCACAAAGAGGAUGAGGACGAUGAGGACGGUGUGGCCGCCGCCAUUCGGGUGACCACCGCUACAGGGAUGGUGCUGACCAAAGGCACCCGGCUGCCUGAUGAGGUGCUGAUGCCCCCGAACGAGGGACGCUAA
Molecule: messenger RNA, 1288 nt
Organism: Volvox carteri f. nagariensis
Lineage: Eukaryota; Viridiplantae; Chlorophyta; Chlorophyceae; Chlamydomonadales; Volvocaceae
Exons: 8
Coding region: 137-1288 (383 amino acids)
Source: RefSeq, a predicted model, not a curated record